CUCAAAUCCGAAGAAAUAGAUACUAGAUUUCAAUUCACGCAAGCACCAACCCCAUUGUAGGAGCAAUAACCUGCAGUUAAAGUUUGUGCAUUAUGGAAGACCAAACCCAGAGAAAACCCAGAAUCCUGUGCCUCCAUGGAUUCAGAACCAGUGGCGAAAUCCUCAAGCAAUUGGUCUUAAGAUGGCCAGAAUCUGUGAUACAAAACUUGGACCUGGUGUUCCCCGAUGGCCAGUUUCCUGCACAGGGAAGAUCUGAUGUUGAAGGCACUUUUGAUCCUCCUUACUAUGAAUGGUUCCAAGCCAAUGAGGACUUCUCCGGGUAUAGAAACUUCGAAGAGUGUUUAGCAUACAUAGAAGAUUUCAUGCUAAAAAAUGGUCCUUUCGAUGGUAUAUUGGGUUUCUCUCAGGGAGCAAUUUUAGCAGCUGCAUUACCAGGAAUGCAAGCGCAGGGUGUAGCACUUGGGAAGGUAGAAAAGAUCAAGUUUUUGAUUGUGAUAUCCGGAGCCAAGUUUGGUGGAAACAAGUUUGGAAUGCCUGAAUUGGCUUCUAAGGCAUUUUCAAAACCAAUUGAUUGUUUAUCUCUUCACUUUAUUGGGGAGAAAGAUUUCAUGAAGGAAGAGAGCGUUGCUUUGUUGGAAGCAUUCCAGAAUCCUGUUGUGAUUCAUCACCCCAAAGGACACACAGUCCCCAAACUUGAUGAUAAAAGUCUUGAAAUUAUGGUUAAUUUUAUUGACAGCAUUCAGAGGAUGAUUUAAGAUGGUGAUAUCAAAACUUGAAUCUUAUGCAAACUUUCUGUCAGUUUUCUAUCUUGUAACAAUAUUAUAAAACUUCACUGAAACCAUAUACUAAUGAGGAUUUUCCGCGAUAAACUCCAAUAUAUUAAGUCAGCAUCAAUGAAUGGUUAAAUUUGAAAGGGUUUAUUUUGUUA
Molecule: messenger RNA, 928 nt
Organism: Vigna unguiculata (cowpea)
Lineage: Eukaryota; Viridiplantae; Streptophyta; Magnoliopsida; Fabales; Fabaceae
Source: RefSeq, a predicted model, not a curated record